AUGGGGGAGAGCAGCCCGAAUCUAUCUCGCAUUGGACACAAGAAUUCACAGCCGCUCCUGUUUUCGCCGUUGAAAAACACGGAAACGUCGUAUUCGUCAGACGCCAUGCAUCGCAUCAUUAUGGAGGCUAGGCCAAAGGACUGCUACAGCAGCAGCGAGUACGUCGCCUACCUGGGCCGGAAGCACAGCGAGGGCCCGAUCUAUGGUAGG
Molecule: messenger RNA, 210 nt
Organism: Mesorhabditis spiculigera
Lineage: Eukaryota; Metazoa; Nematoda; Chromadorea; Rhabditida; Rhabditidae
Source: the annotation of a GenBank genome assembly